Molecule: messenger RNA, 552 nt
Organism: Nothoprocta perdicaria
Lineage: Eukaryota; Metazoa; Chordata; Aves; Tinamiformes; Tinamidae
Product: homeobox protein EMX1-like
Exons: 3
Biological process (GO): regulation of DNA-templated transcription; brain development; neuron differentiation
Molecular function (GO): DNA binding; DNA-binding transcription factor activity, RNA polymerase II-specific
Source: RefSeq, a predicted model, not a curated record
GGCGCCGCGGCCGCCGCCGGGCGCUCCGUGUACGGGGGCGCCGAGCUCGUGUUCCCCGAGGCCGUGGGGCACCCGGCGCUGCCCGUGGCGCCCCCGCAGCUCCCGCCGCCGCCCGCCUUCUUCGGGCCGCAGCACCGCGACCCGCUCAACUUCUACCCCUGGGUGCUGCGCAACAGGUUCUUCGGGCACCGCUUCCAAGGGAGCGAGGUGGCCCAGGAGAGCCUGCUGCUGCACGGCCCCUUCGCCCGCAAGCCCAAGCGCAUCCGCACGGCCUUCUCGCCCUCGCAGCUGCUGCGCCUCGAGCGCGCCUUCGAGAAGAACCACUACGUGGUGGGCGCYGAGCGCAAGCAGCUCGCCAGCAGCCUCAGCCUCUCCGAGACCCAGGUGAAGGUGUGGUUCCAGAACAGGCGGACGAAGUACAAGCGGCAGAAGCUGGAGGAGGAGGGCCCCGAGGCGGACCAGAAGAAGAAGGGCUCGCACCACAUCAACCGAUGGCGCCUGGCCACCAAGCAGGCGCCCGGCGACGACAUCGACGUCACCUCCAACGACUAG